This is a messenger RNA of Serinus canaria (Common canary), 532 nucleotides long. Its product is annotated as histone H3. Gene Ontology annotation, molecular function: structural constituent of chromatin; protein heterodimerization activity; DNA binding. The coding region runs from base 23 to 433 and encodes 136 amino acids. NCBI's taxonomy places the organism in Eukaryota, Metazoa, Chordata, Aves, Passeriformes, Fringillidae. The transcript has a single exon. The record is from RefSeq and is a predicted model, not a curated record. Gene Ontology annotation, cellular component: nucleosome.
UGGAGUGUCUGGUACCUCCGCGAUGGCGCGCACGAAGCAGACGGCGCGGAAGUCGACGGGCGGCAAGGCGCCCCGCAAGCAGCUGGCCACCAAGGCUGCCCGCAAGAGCGCGCCGGCCACGGGCGGUGUCAAGAAGCCGCACCGCUACCGGCCCGGCACGGUGGCGCUGCGCGAGAUCCGGCGCUACCAGAAGUCCACGGAGCUGCUGAUCCGCAAGCUGCCCUUCCAGCGGCUGGUGCGCGAGAUCGCGCAGGACUUCAAGACCGACCUGCGCUUCCAGAGCUCGGCCGUCAUGGCGCUGCAGGAGGCCAGCGAGGCCUACCUGGUGGGGCUCUUCGAGGACACCAACCUGUGCGCCAUCCACGCCAAGCGCGUCACCAUCAUGCCCAAGGACAUCCAGCUGGCCCGCCGCAUCCGCGGAGAGCGCGCCUAAGUUCCCUGCCGCAGCCCUUCCCGGCCUGGCAGUAAAGCAACCCACGCAGACCCAAAGGCUCUUUUAAGAGCCACUACAUGCACAAUUAAAAGAGCUGUA